Messenger RNA from Brachypodium distachyon (stiff brome), 978 nucleotides. Its product is annotated as RING-H2 finger protein ATL8. The record is from RefSeq and is a predicted model, not a curated record. Lineage: Eukaryota; Viridiplantae; Streptophyta; Magnoliopsida; Poales; Poaceae. The coding region runs from base 159 to 722 and encodes 187 amino acids. The transcript has a single exon.
AAAUGCAGCGACCAGCACCUGACUCCUGCCUCCUCCUCACCACAAUUCCCACUACGAAACACUGACCUAAACUGGCCCCAUCUAUCUCUCUCUAUAACCGGCGCGCACGCUGCUCGGUCUAGACCAUUCCGUUCACCUGUCCCGGGCGAUAGAGGAGAAUGCGGCAUCUCUUGCAAUCCGUCGAGCACCUGGAGGCGGCGGCGGCGGCGCCGCCUUCGGCCGGCGGCGUGCACACGGACACGUUCCUGAUCCUGGCGGCGGUGCUCUGCUUCCUGCUGUGCGUGGUCGGGCUGGCCUUCGUGGCGCGGUGCUCCCGGCUGUGCAACCCGUCGGCCUUCUCCGUGGACGCGGACGCGGACCUGGCGGCGGCGGCGGCGUGCAAGGGGAUCAAGCGGAAGGCGCUGGACUCGAUGCCGACCGUGUCGUGGGCGCGGCCGGAGCAGGAGGGAGGUGACGAGGAGGAGCGGCCCGAGUGCGCCAUCUGCCUCGCCGAGUUCGCGCGCGGGGACACGGUGCGCGUGCUCCCGGCGUGCGGCCACGGGUUCCACGCGGCCUGCGUCGACGCCUGGCUCGUGUCUAGCUCCACCUGCCCCUCCUGCCGCCGCACGCUAGUCGUCUCCACGGGCUGUGCUGGCGCCGGCGCCGACGUAGAGGCGCAAGCCUCGGGCUCGGGCUCGGGCUCGGCUGCCGGCGCGGGCCGUUGCCGGUCGUCGGCACCGUAGACGAACGACCGGCCCGCGUGCGUCGGGACGUCCAGCGGCUUUGACCUUUCUUGGUUUGUUCUCGUUGCAGAGGAAUUAACCAGCACAUGUACAUACAUAUACACGUGAGUCCUGGGCUGCUGGGUCGCGACUCCUAGUACAAUGCAACUGUACAGUGUGCAGUGGUGCAUCACUCACUCAGAUAUCCAUUAUUUGUGUCUGUAAACAUUUUCCUAUGUGAAUACAUGUAGACCAGCUUAAUUGGCUUCUGUGUUAA